This is a messenger RNA of Trematosphaeria pertusa, 1944 nucleotides long. Its product is annotated as nuclear polyadenylated RNA-binding protein-like protein Nab2. NCBI's taxonomy places the organism in Eukaryota, Fungi, Ascomycota, Dothideomycetes, Pleosporales, Trematosphaeriaceae. The record is from RefSeq and is a predicted model, not a curated record. Gene Ontology annotation, molecular function: poly(A) binding. Gene Ontology annotation, biological process: regulation of mRNA stability. Gene Ontology annotation, cellular component: nucleus; cytoplasm. The transcript has 2 exons. The coding region runs from base 120 to 1688 and encodes 522 amino acids.
UCAGCAACCGAGCGACAAGGAAAACGCGAACGCCGGCGCCCCGUCGCCACUCCCUUUAUCCCCCAAACUUUCCUCACCCGAGUCUGCGCACCCUCCCUAUCUCACUCCUCACCUCAACCAUGUCCGUCGAUUUCGCGAACGGCUCGCCUCUGGCGACAGCGCUACAAGACCUCGUCCAGCCAAAGCUCGCUGAGUUCGGAUGGACGACGGGCGGCGAAGACACGACGCUCUUCGAGUAUAUACUCGCGCUGCUUGCGAACGACAAGAACGAAGACCAGGUCGCCUCUGAGCUCUCCAACGAUCUCCUCGACCUCGGGCCCGAGAAUCUAGAGACACAGCAGUUUGCGCACUGGCUGUUCGAGCAGAUCGAUCUCCUCCGCCGGCAGCUGAACGGCGGUGACGCAGAGGUCCCAGAUGCCCAUGGAAACCAGAUGGAUGGCGACGGCUCGGCGCCCCCACAGGACACCGAGAUGGAAGGCGUUUCAGAGCCCUCGCAGGGCAGCAUACCUACCGGACCCAAGGCCAUGCGCAACGGCAGCGGCGCCAAGCCAGCCCGCGGUGGUGGUCGCAUGCUGAACCAGCUUAACAAGCAGAUGAACCGAAACGACGACUCCGCUCUGCAUCGUGUUCGAGGCUCGCAGGGCGCUGGCCGAAUUAACUCGCACUCGCGAGAGCCUCCGAAGGGGCCUCGUAGCCAGCAGAUCGGCCGUGGCCUGGACGCCAUGGCAAACGGCAGAGGCAUGAGCAACAUGAACAUGACACACGGCGCCAUGCCUGGAAUGAACGGCAUGAACAUGGGCGCGAUGCCAGGCAUGUCAAUGCCACCCAUGGGACAAAACGGAAUGCCGGGCAUGCUCAACCCGCAGCAACAAAUGGCCCUCAUGCAGAUGUACGAGCAGCAAGCCCACAUGAUGCAGCAAAUCUUCUCUGGUCAGACUCCGCAGCCGUUUGUGAAUCCCAACUUCCAGCAGGGCAACCGUAAUAAGAAGCCUCUCAACGAGCGCAUGAAUAGGACCUCAGGCCAAGCCAACAGGCUAGGUCUGCCACCGUCGACAAAGUUCACGAAGAAGGAGGGUCAAGACGAGAACAUGGCGGAUGGACCCGCAGCAGAGAACGGCGACAACAUGGAGGUGGAGACGUCGAGGCCGGAUCCUUCGACGACCAUGUGCAAGUUCAACCUGCGAUGUACCAAGCCCGACUGCCCCUUCGUCCAUCAGUCGCCAGCCGCCCCUAAGGAGGGAAUACCGGUAGACAUGAACGAUACCUGCAGCUAUGGCGCCGCUUGCAAGAACAAGAAGUGCGUCGGCAAGCAUCCUUCUCCGGCUCAGCGACAUCAAUUCCAGGCCGAGCAGGAGUGCUUGUUCUACCCCAACUGUCGCGACCCCGCCAACUGCCCGUACAAGCAUCCUACCAUGCCAGCUUGCCGCAAUGGCGCCGACUGCACGACCCCCGGCUGCAAAUUCUGGCAUAGCUCCGUCACGUGCAAAUUUAACCCGUGCACCAAUAUCCGCUGCCCGUACAAGCAUGCCGAGGGCCAGAAGCGCAAUUCGUCCAAUGUGUGGGUCGCGCCAAAGGCAGGAGAGGAAGACAAGAAGGAGCAUGUCAGCGAGAGGAAGUUCAUUGACGAAUCACAAGAGGAGGAGCUCAUUCUCCCGGACAAGGCUGAGGUUGCAGAGUCAGCAAUGUGAGCGAAUAUGGUUGGUUUAGAGAUGGGGAAGCGAUAUGGAUGAAAGAAUGGCCGAGUUCAUGAGGUGCGGCGACGGCGGCCCUACUGCCUAAGCGCAAGGGUCACAGUAUUUGUAUUAUAGUUGAGGAUACCGAUGGGGCUCGGCGUUAAUGGUUCGGGAGGCAUACCUUGGUCUGGCAUACUCAGGGGUUGUCAAUCUGGAGGGAUUUCUUUGAAAAUGGGUAUUUUGUUUCUGCGGCCUGCGGGCUGCUCUUCUC